Mauremys reevesii (Reeves's turtle) is the source of this 4655-nucleotide messenger RNA. RefSeq names its product gamma-glutamylamine cyclotransferase (gene GGACT). Bases 1791 to 2264 code for a protein of 157 amino acids. The transcript is spliced from 3 exons. The record is from RefSeq and is a predicted model, not a curated record. Gene Ontology annotation, molecular function: gamma-glutamylaminecyclotransferase activity. NCBI's taxonomy places the organism in Eukaryota, Metazoa, Chordata, Testudines, Geoemydidae.
UUUAAUUAGCAACAUAGAGGAGGGAGUCAAAUGCUAUUUGUGUGCUGGUAUUUACAUAGAUCAACAUAAAGUUGCUGCUUCCGUAAAUAUUAGUUCAUCUUUUUAAAAAGAAAGUGGAAGAACAGUCUAUUGGAUGUGAGAAUUGAGAGGUUUGACCUCCUCUCUCUCCAUGUUCCUGCAUUCUAUAUUUUUUUUUCCAUAGGAAGAAAUUGAUUCAUGCAAUAUUUGCAGCUUUCCUAACUUGUGUGAUAAUAUUGUACAGGCAGUUCUGGUAUAUUCUUAAUAUACCACUCAACUUAAUAUGAAACUGUUUAAAAUGUAAAGCAAAUGUCUACCAUAGUACAGAAUAUUACAUGAUCUUGUCCUUCUGAAUACCACGUAAAUGUUUUACAUCUACAGUAUUCUACUUUUUAAAUGUUAUUUUGCUUGGAAAAGAACGCCACAUUUGGAACUAAAAUACAAGUGGCAGGUUUUUAUAGAUUUUUAUAUUCUGUCCUACAGCUCAGCCUAAUAUGCAUGAAAUGUAGAAGGUAUUGUGUUAAAUAAGCCUCUAGACAAACAAAACAAAACAAAAACAAAAAAACAACAACCCAUAAAUAGAUUUUGCUAUGGAAACUAGUUUCUAGCAGACAAAAGAAAUGACUUCACAAAAACAAGCCAUAUUUGUUUAUUCACAAUGUCUGAUGUAAUUGAGUUCUAAAUUAUUUUUCUUGAAAUGCAGUUCACAUGUAUGAUAAUCCUUAUCGGCAUGUACUGUUAGUUUUGGAUUAAUUCAAUAGAUCAAUAUUGUACUUAGGGCAGGAAAUCUCUGCAUUUCAUUAUGCAGCAAACCCACUACACGCACUCGUCUGGGGAUGCUGACUUGUCCUCCUAAUCUGAGUUUCUGAUGGAUUGGACCUCCUAUUUUGUACUGUUAGUAUUUUAAAAUGUUAAUUUACUCUUCUAGUACCAACCCCAUGAUCUCUUCUUGAUUUAUUUUCUGGCUAUUUAAUAUCACUUAACUUUUUUAUUGGUCUUCAUUGUUUUAAUUUAUAAUUAUUUAGCUAAAUAAAAAUGAAAGGUAAUCACUUAUAUGAACUUAAUAGCAAUGAUACACUUAUAGCAGAGUAUAAUGCAAGAGCUCAACUGGCUUCUGAAGAACUAAUGGACAAGAUUCUGUUUAUAUAAAAUACCCCAUAAAUCUUUUUCAAGAACACUAAAUAGAAUAGCUAAUCCCAUAUCUUCCACUUUAUCCUCUCAAACAACUUGGUAAUGCAACUCAUUCAAUGUAUUAGGCCUAUUAAAAUAUUUAUGAAUUUACCUUUUUGAAAUGUUUAAUUUUCCAUACCUGAUUAACUCCUGAGUCAGCAUAGAAAAUAUUGCCUGCAAGAGAGAGAAAGAGAGGGGGGUUUCACAGGAAGGAGAUUUUAUAAGCUAAGACCCAUUUGUUUUUUUAAUAUUUUUUUCUUGCCACCAUUGCGAAUUGAUCGAAUAUUAAUAUCAAAUAUUACCAUUGCUAAUUUCUCCUUGCCAGCUGACCAAUCCUUUACUAUUUGAUUAGACAGUGAAGUCAUAAAGCUAUAUUUGUGACAUUGUAUUAAUUUCCAUGGCAAUAGACUGUGAGGUCACAAGUGCUUGGUCACUUUGCUGUUCACUCAUUUAAACAAAAUUACAAAGAAAGAGCAAAGCUGUCUUUGAUAUAGUGGACUGGAUAGGGGUAUGGAUUGCUCUGUGAACCCUGGAAGAGAAAGGCAGAAUUGAGCUUGAGUGGCUCUCUGCUCUUCUCUUUUUGAGAGGACGUGUAAGGUAGAAUGGCUCGUGUUUUUGUGUAUGGAACCCUUAAAAAAGGCCAGCCCAACUACCAGCACAUGAUAAAUGGUACCCACGGGAGAGCAAGAUUCCAAGGCAGGGGACGCACUGUGGAGAAAUACCCUUUGGUGAUUGCAGGAAAAUAUAACAUUCCUUUUUUGCUGAACAUCCCCGGAACUGGACACCAUGUUACUGGAGAGAUUUAUUCUGUUGAUGACCAGAUGCUGCAAUUCCUUGAUGAAUUUGAAGGUUGCCCAGACAUGUAUCAACGUACUCCAGUGAGAAUUGUAGUAGUAGAGUGGGAAGGUAAAAGCAGUGCACCUGAAGAGAGGCCAGCUGUUAACAGCAUUAUGGAAUGCUUUGUGUACAGCACAACUACCUACCAGCCAGAGUGGAUAAAUCUCCCUUACUAUGACAAUUAUAAUUCCUUAGGGAAUCACGGUCUUCAUUAUGUGCUACGUGAAAGUAGAGAUUAAAAAUGAAAGGUAACAAAAUGUAUUAAGAAAAUGCACUAAACACGUGUUGAUCACAAGCCUCUCUCAAGUAAAUCUACAAUACUUUUAUUGAAGCACCUAAGACCUUUUGUAACCUUUCUAGCCACAAAAUCAUUGAUUCUAACAUCAUUACCAUAGAGAUACAGACUCUAAUGCCAAGCCUGGCAAAUAUUUACUUGUUCCCUUGGCCAAAAUGAAUAAUUGUUUUUGAUUGGUGAGUAAAAUACUUUGGGUUUGGGUUUUUUCUUUCUUUUGUAAAAUCAAGGUAAAAGGGCAGCUGAGUAGAAAGGUUCUUCACACUAACUGGUAAAGUUUCAUGUCAGGUUUGUAAAACUGGUAAAACAGUAGUGCUACUGCAAGAUAAUGAAAUAUGGCUGAUUUCAGUAUAUUGGAAAAACAGCCCAGAUUACUGCACGACAAUCCUCAGUCAGUAUCUGUCUCAAAAGAAAACAAUUACAUCUAUGUCAAGUGAUAGAAAAGAGAAUUAGAAAAUCCCGAAAAUAGAAUGAACUUCUCUCUGUGUGGUGUAACAAAUUGUACUGAAUUUUGUCUGUUAAAGCUAACUUGAUUGUAACAAUUGUUUGUAAGAUCCACUGGGUUUAUAAAAUGUAUUAGGAUAAAAUCUUGGGAAUGUACAGGAGUUAAAUUUAAAAUCAUGUUAUUUUGUCCCACUAAACCAUCCCAGCACUUUUGGUGCCAUUAUAAUCUGAGUAAAUGUGGGCUCAGGGACUUCUUAACAGCUGAUUUUAACUGCCCAGUACCUUUAUAGGACUGUUUUUUAGCAAAGUACUUAGUGAUAUAAUAGCUCAUAAGUCUGUAGGAAAUCUUUAAUGCAAAAAUCACAAAUACAUGAAAACUGAACUGUUUUCUUUAAUUUUUGUUUUUUAAAUAUAAAAAAGGAUUGUCUUUUUCUUUUGCACUAUUUAGGCAAACACUUUUUUCUCUUGCUGCUUGUUACCUAGUAGGUCCUCUACUUUACAUGUAAUAUUCACAGAGCACAUGCUACAUUCAUUGUAUAAACCUGUCAAUGAAGGGAGGAUGUGUGUGAAAUGUAAUGUGUAGAAUAAGCCAAAUUACACUUUCAGUGAGGUUCCUUGCAUUGGGGCUACAACAUCAAGACAGGUUUUUUUUUUGACAGUUUACCUGCCAUGUCUUCAGGUUCAGCUGAUCGCGGCUCUCACUGGCCUGGAGUGGUGAAUCGCGGCCAAUGGGGGCGAGGGGAAGUGGCAGCCAGCACAUCCCUCAGCCCGCGCCGCUUCCUGUUGGCCUGGGAUGGCGAACAGUGGCCAGUGGCCACAAUUGGCCGAACCUGCGGAUGCGGCAGGUAAACGAACCAUCCCGGCCCGCCAGGGGGCUUACGCUGGUGAGCCACGUGCCAAAGGUUACCGAUCCCUGGUAUAUACUAUCUGAUGACAAUGGGAGAUUUUCACACCGAUCCAGGGAAGAAUAUGUUCUUAUUUAAUAAUUGUAACACUGUUGUAUGCAGAAUCACAUGGAAAAGUUAUACAGGGUACUUUUAAACAUGCCACUAAGAUGGAUAGGGCUUUUAUUUCAGGCUGCCUGACACACUGAGUCAUAGCUAGGUUUUCUUCAAAACUGUAAGGGCUAAAAACAUUUUUACUGAAACUUGGAAGAAUCUUGCAUGGUUUCUUGCUAAAUUUCUUAAGCAGACAGUUUUAUCCCAUACUGCUGUAAAACUAGGACAUUGGAAUGGAUACACUGUUGAAUAUUGAAUUAAGUAUAGUGAUGCUUGACAAAGUAAAGUGGUCUGAGUAUAGGACAGGGAGGGGGUAUGUCUACAUUACAAUCUUAAGUCGAUCUAGGUUAGUAAUUACUGUGGUGGCUGAUGUCCACACUACUCACCAGGAGCACUUCCAGCGAGUGAAGAGCGGAAGUCAGGUGGGUGGAGACCCAGGGCUCCCAGCUCUCCAGUAGGAUCAGGGAGGAAGCCAUGCCCAGAGUCCAGUCAGGGAACUGAGAGCUCAGGGGGAGACAGCUGAUGUAAGUAACAUAGUGUCUACGUUGACUCUGUGUUGCCCUAAUUACACUGCCAUAAGCCCUAUGCCUCUGGUGGAGGUGCAGUUGUAGUAGGUACCCCAUUGGCCAGACAAGGCUGUAGUGUAGACAGUGACAUAAUUAGGUUGACAUAAGUUGCCUUAUGUUGACCUAACUACAGUGUAGGUUAGGGCUUAGUCAGGAUAGGAUUCAGGCCUGCCUGAAUUACGCUUUCUGUGGUUUUAGACAAAUCACUAAGGGCUUGAGGUAGAAGUAACUCAGAAAUCAAGGACAUACCCUUGGCCAAACUGGAGAUAGGCCCGUAGUAAGGUUCUAACGUCACUUUCACCCUGAAAUGAAAAUACCUCUUGGCUCAAA